This is a messenger RNA of Pimephales promelas (fathead minnow), 773 nucleotides long. It is a transcript of the gene hspb2, whose product is annotated as heat shock protein family B (small) member 2. NCBI's taxonomy places the organism in Eukaryota, Metazoa, Chordata, Actinopteri, Cypriniformes, Leuciscidae. Gene Ontology annotation, molecular function: structural constituent of eye lens. Gene Ontology annotation, biological process: protein refolding; response to heat; negative regulation of apoptotic process. Gene Ontology annotation, cellular component: nucleus; cytoplasm. The record is from RefSeq and is a predicted model, not a curated record.
UCCCUCCUGUCUCAAGUGCGCAGUCUCUCUUCUCGGUUCCCCCGUUGUUCUUUCCGCCCCUCUCUCUUUUCUAUACUUCCUGCUUCUAUCACACGGCAAAAGUCAGAGUAGCCUAAUUAAAGUCUGUAAAUCCAGUAAAUUCUCCAGUUAUCUUGGCAACCUGCUACAGAGAUCAAAAUGGCCGACCGCACCAUUCCUCAUGCAUACCCAAUGAGUUUGAAUUACGAGAUGUGUACUCCUCCUCGAAUCUAUGAUCAGAACUUUGCAGAGGCACUGUCUCCCAAGGAGCUGUUGGCCCCUGUCCUAUACCACGGUUACUACAUUCGUCCCCGCAUCAACAAGCAGCUCGAGAGGGGCUUCUCUCAGGUAGACAGUGAAGACGACUGGUAUCGAGUUUUGCUGGACGUGUGCCAGUUCACACCAGAUGAGAUCAGUGUGCGAACUGUGGACAACCUGUUGGAGGUGACUGGACGUCACGCUCAGCGAAUGGACCAGCAUGGCUUCGUGAGUCGUGAGUUUACCCGCACGUAUAUCUUGCCAAUGGGUGUGGAUCCGCUGCUGGUGCAGGUGUCUAUCUCACAUGACGGGAUAAUGUGUAUCCAGGCCCCACGAAAAACUGAGGACCUGGAGCCUAAAAUCAACCAGCUCAAGAUUAAAAUGGACAGCUAGGAAAGCAAAAGUUAAUAGAAGCAGGCCCACAUGGAAAGACACCAUAGAAAAGUCAACGGAGUUGGAAUGCCCAACAUUUUGCUUGUUUGUUUAUUAAAAAAAAA